Messenger RNA from Acanthopagrus latus (yellowfin seabream), 2234 nucleotides. RefSeq names its product patatin-like phospholipase domain-containing protein 2. The record is from RefSeq and is a predicted model, not a curated record. Gene Ontology annotation, molecular function: triacylglycerol lipase activity. The transcript has 9 exons. Bases 774 to 1967 code for a protein of 397 amino acids. Gene Ontology annotation, biological process: triglyceride catabolic process; lipid homeostasis. Lineage: Eukaryota; Metazoa; Chordata; Actinopteri; Spariformes; Sparidae. Gene Ontology annotation, cellular component: membrane; lipid droplet; cytoplasm.
UACAUACUACAUUUGUCAGGAAGACAUAACGGCAACUCUUAUUUGAAAUAAACAAAUAACAAAUUAAUUAAUAAUAAAGAUAAACAAAAGAUCAAUGUCAGAAGUCACAAUCAGUUGACUCUACAUCAGCACUGGCCUUGUAAUCCCAGCAGAUGGUUGGUCGAGCCACAUUCAGUCCAUGAAAAGCAGAAUUAGGAGCAUAUGCCUGCAGAUUUCAGUUUUUCAAAAAGAUGAUAAGCCAGAACUCUUAAUUAGUAAAAUAGGAUGUUGGACAACAACAGCACAAGGUUUCAACACGUUUAUACUUCUCAUUAUGAUAAAUGUAUUGACUUGUGCGAAUAUUCUGUCAUGUAUUAUGCUCUGUUUCCACUUUACCUCUUGUCACAUGUCCAAAAAGGCAAACACAAGUCAAGUCAAGUACAAGUUGAAAAAUCACUGAGUUAGUUUUGCCCCCUUUGGUCCCCCCAACUUGUGUACACAGCAUAGUGCUUGUUAUGAGCACCGUGUCAAGUGUCAUGCAGCCGGCCCAGUGCAGUUUGUGACGGCACUCCUGUUUUUCUGUCUCUAAACAUGUGACGUUUGAGCCAAGUAGGUUGUGCAAUACCCCAGAGAAGGUGCCCAUUGCACCUGAGAGAGUGUGGUGGAGAUAAGACAGGGGUUUACAUGCUGAUGAAAUACUCAACGGGCUCCAAAUGCACUAGGUGACCUCUGAUAAAUGAUUUAAAGGAAUAUACUAUUGGAGAUGUGGUUUUGAGUUUGAGGUCUCGGAGAAGAUGUUCAGCUGGGACGAGGAGUGGAACAUCUCUUUUGCGGGCUGUGGGUUCAGGAGUGUUUAUUACCUGGGAGCUCUGAGCUGUAUCCUUCAGGAGGUCCCGCGGCUCGUUCAUGGAGCCUCUAAAAUCUGCGGAGCUUCAUCCGGUUGUCUCGUGGCGGCGGCUCUGACAGUUGGGAUUCCCAUCGAACAGUUAUGUGUUGAUGUGCUGACCGUGGCGAAAGAGGCCAGAAAGCACACUCUGGGAAUUUUCCACCCGACCUUCAGUCUGCGGCAGACAGUGCAGGACGUCCUGCUGGAGAAGCUCCCGGCUGACGCCCACCGUCGGGCCUCUGGAAGGCUCUGCGUGUCCCUCACCAGACUGACUGAUGGGAAGAAUGUUCUGGUGUCAGAGUUUGACAGCAGAGAGGAGCUCAUUCAGGUUCUCAUCUGCAGCUGCUUCUUCCCUGUUUACUGUGGUUUCGCCCCACCUUCAUACCGUGGAGUGCGCUAUAUGGAUGGAGCCCUGAGCAACAACAUGCCCCUGUUCGAGCAGAGAAACACCAUCACUAUGGCCCCGUUCUCAGGCGAGAGCGACAUCUGCCCCAGAGAGGGCACAUUCAACUUCUUCGAGGUGCACUAUGGCAACGUUAGCAUCCAGGUCAACACUGGAAAUGUGCAUCGGGUCUGUACGUCCUUCCUCCCACCAAGACUUGAGAAGCUGGCUGAGAUUUGCCACAACGGCUACAUGGAUGCUCUUCGUUUCCUCAGAGAUAGAGAUCUGCUUGGAAAGCAACAUAUUCCCCCCAGUUUGGAGAUGGAAACAGACACAAUCAAAUCUUGCUGUGAGCUGGCGGAGUCAAAGAAGACGCCGCCAAAUGGACGUAACCUGCAUCAGGAGGAUCAUUGUUGGCUGGACCUGAAAGUCAUAGAAAACCUCCCACUGAGCUUCAAGAAAGUGCUGUGUGAGGCAUGCAGGAACACUCAUGAUGGCAGCAAGUUUCUGAAAGUGGUUAUGAAUCUGCUGAUCCUACUGAUGAUGCCCAUUGAGCUGACCGUUUUACUCAUCAAAAGCAUGAUACUGUCAGGCUGCUCAGUGAUUUUCAAACAGUUGACACUGACUGCAGUUUUCUGCAGGCAGACAUGGAGCAGUAGAUUUGAGGAUCUCAACAGCAGCAGAUCCUCUUACUCAGACAUCAGAACCCCAAAAAAUUAAACCUCUGUCCUCAACAACCACUCCAAAUUCCAAUGAAACUCUUCACUGGGACAACAACUGUAAUCUACUCCUCCUCUCCAUCACCCCUACAUCUGGAGGUCAAUCCAACUUCCAGACCAACAGAACACCUACAUGUGGCAAGGUGGCUUUAAACCACAGAACUCAGCCGACUCUUCAUCAAACAUAAACCAGAGAGAAAAAAGAUGUUUUAAUAAAUGUUAUGUAAUAUUUAUAAGUUGUAUUGUGCAAUAAAGUGGAUUUUCUCAA